UUGAAGGCGAUCAUAUGAUUGCUUAGCUGUUAUUUCGUAUAAGAACUUCUCGAGUGCUGAUUGUCAUCUGUUUGGUUUAUAAGUAUUCAUUGAUAAUAUACAUGUUAGUUAUUGAAGAACGUGAAUUGUGUAGCUGUCACACCACGUGAAUGAAACACUGUAUGCGUACUGUUAUGUUAUUAUAUUAUGACAGCCGAGUUCAGAGAUCGAUGGGAUUUUGUUGUCAAUGACAGUUCAGAACAUCGCAUUGAAGACGUCUCUAUUUGCUGUCAACCAUCAAAGGAUGUACAUGUAAAUACAGAUUAAUUUUAUUCUACAUAUAAUGGCCGCAAAGUGUCGGAAAUUUAUACCUAAUAUUUUCAACAAGGCCAAGUGCCAGACAUGUUUCGGUGCCAAGGAAGCGCAUUCAGCUGAAGCCUUAGAGAAUAACAAGGCAUCUCGUAAAGUAUCCAAGUGUGGUUAUCUGUUUGUAGCACCUGAUUUUGAUUUUAACAGUCCACUAGAUAGAACUAAGAGAUGGCAAAGAAGAUUUUUUGUUUUAUAUGAUGAUGCUGAGCUCACGUUCUCUGUUGAUGAUAAUGUUGAUACAAUACCACAAGGUGUGAUUGAUAUGAAUAAAGUCACUGAUGUGAUCGAUACAGAAAAACAAACAUCACAUUUAUAUUCACUUGGUAUAGUUACACCAGAAAAAACACAUUAUAUUAAAGGAGAAUCAAAAGAGGAGUCAUUAUGGUGGUAUGAUGUAUUAAUACAGUAUCCUCGUAGUUUAAAGGCUAUUAAACCACGACGUAAACCACCUAUUAGUAAUAAAGAAAACGUACAGCCAUCCACGAAUUCAAACAACAGAUUUGUCAUAGAGAAAGUCAAGGGUAAAAGUGAUCUGCCAUCUUUUUCUACGUAUAGAGGAGUACGAAGUUUAAAGCAUAAAUACGACAAGAAUUAUCAGGAUGGAUUAAGGAAGAGCAGCAGCUUACAGGACAUUUCCUCAGAAAAUAAAGAUUUAGGGGGAGACCUCAUUAAUACGAAAUAUCUUAGUAGUUCAGGGGACCAGAUCAAUUGUUAUCGACGACUAGAUCACGAUUAUCCUUUAGGAAGUCGACAACAAAUUUUAUCUGAUCCAAAAUAUUCUAAUCCUUAUUUUACUGUUCCACGAACUUUGUGGCAUCAUUCUGGACGAAGUUCCUCUUCGUCUUCAUCAUCAGUGUUAUCAACGACACCAGUGACCAGCACUCCAGCUCCAGGACAUUCAGUAUCCUCAUCAGUACGUCGAGGUUCGCAGGAAGAAAAUAAAAGAAGUAAGAGUGUGUCUGCUCUCGAAAGAUCCCGCAUUCAUCGUGAGAGAUCAACAAGCCUGAAGGAUUUUCCGACUACCCUAUCUUUACCUAGAGUUAGUCUGGACGAUACUUCAAGGUCUGUUGUAUCAGGGGCAGAUAAUUCUCAACCAGAUACCCCAAGAGAUGAUGAUACAGAAAGCAAUGAAACAGAUGAAUUAAAGAUGGCUCGAAGCUCUGAAUUAAAUUCUGGAAGUCGUUCCAACAUUAACGCCCUACCCAAACCUGAGCAAUCGAACACGAUUUUUGAGGAUCUGGUUUAUAUGAAAAAGGGCUGGUUAAUCAAGUUAGGAAAAGUUGAAAAGGAACCAAAGAAACAUUGGUUUGUUUUGGCAGGAAAUUCCCUCCAUUAUUAUAAAGAUGCUAAAGCAGAGGAUUCUAAUAAUCUGGAUGGAAGGAUUGAUUUAUCAACGUGUUAUGAGGUGUCAGAAGUUAGCUUACCUAGAAACUAUGGCUUUAAAAUCAAGACUAGAAAUGGAGAAUAUCAGUUGGCUGCCAUGACAUCUGGCAUUCGUAAUAAUUGGAUGAAAGCCUUACGUCUGUGUAUGGAUCUUCACAACUCUAGUGCUAAAAGAAAACAUGCUUCAUCUCUUGCUGGAAAAGCUUUGAUGGGUCUGACAGCUAGAGCCUCUGAUGAUUUCGAAGUUAGUGGUGCUUCAGGUGGAACUAAAGCUGUGACAAAUCCCUCCGGGGAAACAGCUUUCCAAUUAGUUGGAAGUCGAAGAGAAACAAAGAAUAUUCGCAGACAUCAUUCUGACGUCAAUCCUGGAAAUGUCAGUAAAGUUUUGUCUGUUUCAGAGUUUUCAGGCGCUUUGGAUACGGCAAACCUCAAUCUAUCAUCGUCUACUGUUAGUAACGAGAGUCCGGGAACAGGAACAGGUUCCAGUUCAGCAUCAGAUACCACUGAGGAGGAUAGAUCUCGUUCUUCUAGAAUACCUAAGCACCAUGGUAGUACUAGCAGUCAAGAUUCCUUGUCGUGGUCACAAUCAUCGGCACCAAUCAGACGAUACGUGGAAGGAAGUGACAGUAUCCCUUCAUCUUCUACGUCAUCAUCUGAUCAUCCCAGACGAUCGAAACAUAAUAUUACCAUUGAUGUUAAAAAGGAAGAAGAGAGACGGGAUCAGUUAAGACGUGGUAAAUCGCCUAGUGCUAGGAUCAAGGAGAAAUCAAGGUCAACAAAAGCACCACGAUUACAUUCACCGCCACCAGAAGAAGAAUAUUCUAGUAAAUACAGUUUACCUGCCCAGGGAUCUGAUGAUGACAUAACUCAGGAAUUAUAUCAUGAUGCCAUGGAUACAACAGAUGGUCGUUCUGAUCAAGCAGCUAAUAUGAAAGAUGGCAUGUUGGUAGAACUUUUAGAAACAGAGGUUGAAUCAUUAAAAGAGAGUCUAGAUCAUAAAGAAGAAGAGUUAGUUAAGAUGCAGGAAGCUAAUCUAGAUUUAAAGAACCGUCUUCAAUCUACCAGUGAUUCACAGGGUAGUUUAGAUAGAUAUAGUGGAAGUAAACAGUUAGAGGCAUCACAGAUUCAAAGUAUGAAAAGGCAGAUGAAAGAUUCAAAGGAUUCCGUCCAGAGACAGAAAAAUGAAAUAGAUAAUCUUAAAUCUAAAUUAGAUAUGUCGGUCUCAAAACUUACAGGUACUGAGAAAGCACUGUCGGAAGCCCUUAAAGAACUCAAGCAAGAAAAAGAAAGGUUCCUUAAAUUAACAAAUGAAUGGAAUCGACGAAUUCGUACCCUUGAAGGACAGUUGAAGGAUUCCUCCAGCAAACUUGAACGUAAUAAAGAGAAUCUAGUCAGUAAAGAACGGGAAUGUCGUAGACUGGAGACCGAAAUGAAAGGAGCUUUACAGAAAACACGAGAAUAUGAACGUGAAAUUUUAAAACUGAAAGCUAUCGAAAAUGAAUAUCAAGUUCUAAAAGAAAAGUUUGAUGAUAAGGAACAUGAUAUUGUUACAUUACGCAAUCAAGUCCGCGAUAGGGAAGCUCAGUGUAAAAAACUGGAAGCUGAACUUGAAGAAAUGGAAAAGUCGAAUUCUAAUGAACAAGAUGCUCUGGAGAACCACAUUGAACAGCUUCAGAGUAAGUUAUGUGCUGCUCAUCAGAGGCAGACAACAGUCACCAUUACCAACAAUAUGGCAGACAUUCUGCUAGAAAAAGAUGAAAUUAUUCAUAAACUUGAAGAAAAAUUGUCCGAGAAAGACAGAAAAAUUAUUGAUAUGUCUGAAGAACUGCAAGCAGAAAUGAGUGAAAAUGCAGAAUUGAUCAGCAAUGUUGAUAUUCUACAAGGUGAAAGACAGGAACUCCUUGAAAAGAUUGAAAGACUUCAAACAGUUCAAACUAAAUUAUCCAAACUAGAAUCGGAGAACCUGUCCUUAAAGAUGAUCAUUGAUCAAUUGAAGAGGGAUGAUAAAUCAGGAAGUCUCGACCAAAAAGAAAGGAAUCAGUUUAACAAAACUAUUCAAGGUCUGAAUAAGCAGGUACAAGAACUGCAGCUUCAGCUUAUGGAGAAAUUUGAGGAUUUAGACAGAUCUCUAGGAUCCUCAAGUCAUCUCGAUAGUCAGGAGCUACUUCAUACCGUACUAGUGGUCGACUCAGAACUCAAAGAUGUCAACGCCAUGUUGCUUACUCUUCGAAAGAAAUUUGAUGCUUAUCUUGAUACUCAACAGGGUGAAAAUUUAACCAAGCUGAUUUCAUUGGCUGAUAUGAUUGAAGAUAUUGGCCGCAAGUGUCAGUCGGUUCAAGAGGUUUUGAAAGAAGUACCACAAUCUCCUCCUCUGUCACCUGUGAGUCAGUCACCAGAAUACUCACAUGAAAUAACCGUGGAUUCCAAAUCCAACCCCAAAGAAAUCUUCUCAGAAUACAAAGGUUUAAAGAAUAAAUUUGACAGUGCUGUGUCUGAAUUGAAGAAGCUCCGUAAAGAGAUGACCAACAUUUACAGUAAUUACGACAAAUUAGAAAAAGAAGAUACCAAAGUCAAAAGUCAGCUGAUGGGAUUAGAGGAAGCCUAUAAAAGUCAACUUGAAUCCAUGAUGAAGAGAGUCGAGACCCUCACGACCAAAUUAGAUCAAGUCAAGAACCCUGCUCAAACAAAUCCUUCUAAAGUAAAACCAUCAAAAACUCAACAACAUGAUCUGUUUGGCAUGUCACAGGAAGUAGAGAAAUUGUUGGACGAACUUGACAGCAAGUUUGAAGAAGUAGAGAAAAAUAUUGCGAAAGGAACUUCACCACCCACAGCGGACCAGAAAAAUAAAAAGUCAAGGAUGUCUGUUUCUCCGGAUGAGAUUAUCGGACAGCUGAAACAGAUGAAAGUGCAACUUGAUCACACUAAUGUUAAGUUAAAGGAUAUUUCUGAAGAAUUAACACCUAAAAAGAGUGCAAAGCCAGAACAUGGCUCUGGAACUCAUCUUCAGAAACGUUUGUCUGAGUAUGGUCAGAAGAUCGACACCAUGACCAAUAAUCUGGAGAAAACAAGCAUCGAGUCAGAUGAUGUUGGCAAUAUUGGACAAUCUGAUGGUCAGGAAAUAGCAUUUGAAGAUUGUUUGACAGAAAUCCGGGAAAGAAUUGUAGAAAUUGGAGAACAGCUUGAUGCCAUCGAAGAUGAUUCCUCAGAAUCAGAAUCCGAAGAGGAUGAAGAUGAAACCACCAUUGAUGAUGUCCGAGAGAAAUUAUCAAACCUUUUAGAAUUUGUUCAAGAACAUUCCAAGCUUUCGUCUUUUGAUUGGAAAGUUUUGGAUAAAAUGACAAGACAACAUUCUGCCAUAAUGAGAUCAAAAGCUACCAAACAAGAAACAGUUACAAGAGAAGAUAGGCUUAAGUUGUAUGCUGAUCGUGUUUCCAUAGAAGCUGUGAUAUUAGGAGAAAUGGCCACAUUAUUACAAAACAAAUACACAGAUACACCUUCUAAUCCUUUAUUUAAUGAAAUGAACAAUUUGAAUAAUUUAAUUUUAGUUUUACAUCAGCAAUUAGACCUAGAAUCUCGUCAUUUAACUUUUGAAAAUCGUGUUGACGAUGUUUUAUCAUCGUACGCUGAUAUUUUAGCCGAAAGAAUUGUGUUAGAAAGUGAUUUAUGUGAUAAGCAAUGUGUGGCAAGCAAAGGACAGGUUACCAUGCUGGCCAUGGAAGGGUUAACUCGUUCACAAAUCGACUGUCAAAUCAACGAAACCUUAAAUAGGCCACUAAAUGAACUUGAAUCUGUGUCUUCUCACAUAGUGUCCCGAGCUUUGAUUCAAGGAGAAUUAACUUGUGCUUUACAAAAAGUUAAAAAACAUGUGAACACUUCUAUUGGGUCAUCUGCUCAGCAACAAAUACAGAAAGAAUAUGGUUUCCAGCAAUUAAAAUCUAGGGAGGGUACUGUUUUGGAUUUCUGUGAGCAAUAUGAAAAUAAAAUGGUCGAGGCAUUGGCUCUAAUUGUCGCGAGGCAAGCUGAUGAAUUAACAAUUGAACAGGGACCAGUCAGUGUUCUGGAAGCCGUGUGUUCAGAAAUAUCUACCAUUAUGGAAAAACAUAUCCAAAGUUAUAAACAAAAAAUUCGUACCGCGAAUGAAACACAAACUGCUCAUAAGUUUGAUAUGAUAGUGUCUAGAUUAAGGUCAGAUCGCGAGAUGGUUUUAAACGACAUCAAAAAACGGCACGACCAUUAUACAGAACUUUUAGCAAAAGAUGAGGACAUAGACGAACCUCAAGUUCUGUUUCAAUCAUUAGAUAACACCAUUAAUAGUUUUGGUGAAAUUUUAUCGAAAAAAGCAAUUAUUUUAGCCAUUUCUUCUUUUGUCAGUGAAAUGUACGAGGCAAAAGAUCUCUCGGUUUAUGAAGAGGACGAUGAACGCGACUCCAUCUCAUCUACAGCAGACGUCGAUAGAGGUGUCAGAUUCUUUAUGAGAAAUUUAAGUGACUAUUUGCAACAGGAAUCUCUCAGUAAACAAAAUAUAGUUUUAGAACUUCAAAAAUCUGAUCAAUUAACUGCUAGUUCUUCUCCUGAUAGUUUGAUUGUAUCACUUCCCGAUUUAACUCAAUAUCCAAAACACUUGUCUCCUUACGCUGAGAAUCUAGUCCGUGAAGCCGUGUUUCAGUCGCAAAUGACGUACAUGAUGUUGAAAAUGAGACUGGAACAUGAACAAGAAUUAUCACAGCAUAAGAAAAUGCAUGGAAAAUUUACGCGAGGGGAAAGCGAGGAAUCUGAGGUAGACUUCAAUACGGCUCUAGCGCCUCUUGAAGAAGUCCUUGACAGUAAAUUUGAAGAUGAAAGUGAGGUUCUUCACAUGUUUUUUCAGCAACUUGAAGCUUUACGUCAGUCGUUUAAUGCAACAGAAUCUCCAGCAUUAGAAGAAGAAAUGCAACAACUUGAACAUAUGUUAGAACAAGAGAUGAUGGCAGCUCAUGAACGUCAUGAAGUUCAAGUGGAAGUUUUUAAACAGGAGUUGAGUAAGAUUGAAAAGAUUUGGGAGUGUCGUGAGAAUGCUCGGUAUGAAUGUCGUGAUCGUAUGGAAGAUUUGGAAGAAGAGUUAAACUAUAUAAAGUCUGAACAUGAAGAAGAAGUAGAGAGAAUGAAACAAGAUGUGUUGACAGCUGUUGGUGCUAUCAGAGCUAAUGAAGAACUUUCUGAAACAAAUCUGACAGAAAAAGUACAAAAUCUCAUUCAUCAACUUGCUUCACAGAAACGUAAUUACAAGCUGUUCCUAGAUGGUAUAAAGAGAAAGAUUCAUAGUUUAGAUAAGAAUGAAAUAUUAAAGAAAAUUGAGGAACAAUUGAACAAUUUAAAAAGAUCAGCAUCACAAGAUGAUGAUAUGUAUUCAAUGACGAGUUCUACAUCCGAGUCCGAUUUAUCUCAUACUGAUGCUGUUGAUGGUGGAGAGGAAAUCAAAGCAACAGACGUCAGACCAAUUAAAUUAAAAAGUUCAUCAGAAAAGAAUCGUAAACCAAGAGAAGCUGAAUUAGAUAAAUUACGAAAAGAAAAAGAAGAAGCCCUAGCAGAAGAAAUGAGGAAUACUAAAGCAGCCCUUGAUGCCAUGCGUAAAGCUUAUGAAGUUGAAUUAGAUGAAGAAAAGGACAAAUAUAAAGAACUCAUGUCAAAGAUGUAUACAGAUGAUUUUGUGGCUGAAAUAAGACGUCAACAUGUGACUGAGAUUGACCGAUAUAGAGAGGAACAAAAACAGCUAGAGAUGCAUUAUUCUAGUAAAACAGAAGAUUAUAAAAUAUUAGAAGUUAAAAUGAAACAGUUGAAGGAAGAUUAUGAUGCCCAUAUUAGACAAUUAUUGAGCAGUAAUGAACAGUUAAAUAAGUUAGUGAAUCAAGAGGUGGAUGAAAUAAAGGAGUUUAUUAAAACUAAACCAAGUCGUUUAGCUCCAGGUAGCGCUACAGUAGAUGAAGAACUUUACGAUGCUCAGAUCAUGGUAAGAGUGAAAGAUGCUGAACUUCAGAAAUUACGACUUCAAGUAAAGAAUCAUGAAAACAGCAUCCAUCGCAUGACAGAAGAACAAAGGCAAACUAUGACAGAGAAUUUGCGCCUGAUCAAAGAGAAUCAGGAAUUAUCAGCAGAAUUUAAACGUAGAGAAGGGGAAACUACUGGUAGAUCUGGUAAAGCUACUGAUGAUACUGGUGGCCGACGUCCUGUCAGAAGAGCCCCAUCCUUCCAUCAGCGAGAAAGGAGUCCCAGUCCAACUUCUACUAGUAAAAAAGAGGGAGAACAUGUUAGUAGAGAUGGUCAUAGAAGACGUCAUCUUGGACCAAGAGAUUUAAAACGAUCUAAGAGUAGUCCCUCUCUUCCAUAUGUAUUUGAUACCAAGGGUCUACCAGACAGUAAACAAGGUCGCGAGGUCAAAACUCCUAGAUCUGUGAAAGCUGCCUCUGCUGCCAAACGUUAAAAGAAACUGUUAUUGUUACUAUUAACCAAAUUGUUGUGUAAAGAAAAACCGGAGAUCAUAACUUACAUCUUAUUUCAAGACACUUGUUAAACCAGACAAUAUUCUUUGAUUUUUACUGAAUGUUUUAAAAUGUGGCAAAAUGUGAUCCUUAAUAUUCACAAUAACAGAUGUAGAAGCAGUAUGAAGAGAAAGGUGUCAGAGUGUCGUGCUGAGCUGAAUUAAUACAACCUAAUCUGUGAGCACUAGAUGUUUCGACUUUUGAGAAUGAUUAAAGUUUAUAUAUUCUAUGAUAAAUAUUGAAAUGUUCUAAAAGUGGGUUCAUGAUUUAUAUUGCCAUUUACAAUUAUUUUUGUCAGAGUGGUUUUGCUUCCAAUUUUUUUUUCGACCCCAGUCAAAAUCAACAUUUUGUUUUCCCCCCCCCCCCAUCCUUUCUAUUUUUAUACACUGCUUGAAAAUAUUACUAUAUAUGAUUACAUAUUAUUAUGAUACUGUUGUAUCUAUUUUAAUCUUUGAUUUAUAUCGUGCCAUAUACACAUACCAUAUCGUUUAAUAAUUAAUAAUUCUACAUAUUAUUCUGAAUUUCCUCGUAUUUUAAUUACUUCACAGAAAUCUUGGGAUAUUCUGCUAACAUAAUAACACAUAAAUCUGUAUGGUUUAUGGAACUUAUGUGCAUUUCAACCUUUUGUUGGGUGAAAUAUUCAGAAGUUUGGUAAUUCAUAUUACUUUGUCUCUCAUCCUUCUAAGAUUUUGAGGUUUAGACCAAUGUAAAUACGAAAUGAGCGAAGAGCAUAGUCAUUGGGAAAACUAUUUUUGAAUAUUUGAUUCUAAGAAUCAUUUGAUUCUUAGAAUCAUUUUACAAGAGUUGUGAAAAUUUUCCGUUGUGUGUUAUUUAUUUUGUUUGCGUAUGGUUGUGUAUAAACAAGUUGUUUAUUUGUACAUUUACUCAUGUGAUAUACCUACAUCAUAUCAUCUUCAGGGUCAAGGUUGCAUAUAAUUUUUCUGUCUAUUUCUGCAUAGUUACUAGGCAAAACUUCAUAUACAAUGUUAAUUAUCUUGUCACAUAUUUCAGGAAAACUUUACACCUGCAAUGUGUAUUAUAAAAAGGCGUACAUGUGUAAAAUGUGAAUUUUGUAAUUGUCAAGAAGCAUUACUAUUAAACAUUAACCUCAUUGAAUGAAAUUGACAAAAACAAAUAAUUAUAUCAUUUAUCAGGUGUUAAUUCUAGAUUUUAAACAAACCAAGAGCAUUAUGCAUAAUAUUAAUAAAUAUCAAAUAAGUGUAUAUAUCUAUAUAUCUACAUGUUUUUUUGCUUCAUUGGGUAAAAUAAUGAAACAAUUAUGCCCUGUAAUUGAUUGUAGAGCACAUUGCCAUCUGGUCACUAUUAGGAAUUAUCAAUUUUCAAAGUGGAAGUCAUUAAAAUGACUCUGUUCCUGGACUAUCAUUUCAGAAAUUAAUUUUUAAGCAAUAUAAACUAUAGAUUUCGAUUUAUUUAUUUUAAGGCAUGUUUCAAUGCAUUCAGUCAGUAAUAAGGAAAGUGGAAUGACCCUCGAUAAAUCAAGAGUUACCUCCCUCUGUUGAUCUUGAAGACAAAAAAAAACAAAAAACACCCCGAUUUUCAUGUUCCAAAUAAUGAAAAUUGGAAUAUUAGAAAAUCAAAUCCUUCUGUUUUUGUACUGCCAGACAAUUCUAUACAAUUAUUUAUUUUUGAUUGAAAAUUCAAAGACUAGUGAGAUUUAGAAGAUUUAUAUUUUAUAUAAUAUACAUUAGAUCAAUUUCCGAUCCAAGUAAUCAAAGCUAUGCAAUUUCUUAAUUUAUUAUUCUUUUUUUAUAAUCCUGCUGAAAAACUGUAUUGCUCAAAAAAAAUUUCAUUCCAAUUCCUAUAGAAGCUUUUUUUAUGUGACUUUUUUUUUAUUUGUUUACAGUAUUUAAGUAAACAGAUUUUACUUAGUUAUAUUUUAUUUGUUAGUCUUUCUAGAUUCACACCUGUACCUUAAAGGUGUCAAUGAGUCUGUUCUAUUAUAUUUAUCAUGUGGCAUAUUAAAGAAUAUGUUAUUUUCCAUUUGACAAAGUUGUGAAAUAGAUGUGCAAUUUGUCAUCUAAACAUAACCAGAAAUCAAAAGAUUAUAUGUGGAAUUAGUUGUGCACCGAUUGUUGUUAGGAAAAAAAAAAACGUCUUUAUGUCAUCAUGAAUAGCAGCAUUGUAAAGUUCUUGCCAAAAUUAAUUACAGUUUAUUCCUGCUUUGGAGCCAAACGAUCAUGCUUUUAUGUAAAAAGUUUUUUUUUAAAACUUAAAUAUAUUAUCUUACAGUUGUAUAUACUAUGUCCUGCUGAACUUUUACAUAAAAGAAAAUCCAGUUUAUAUACUGCCUUUUUUCAGAUUUAGUUUUAAAUUUCAUUCAGGGCAUCAAAAGAAUUCUAGACAAGUUUUCUCAUGAAAUUUUGGUAGCUUUUUUUUAUUUUAGUUUAGAUUAAGUAUUUGUUGUUAUAAUUUGUAGGGCAGUAAUCAAAAUCAGGUUUAUAUACAUUAUUAUUAAUUACUAUUAUUAUAAGUGUAGAUAUGUACAACCAGCCUUUUAUACCUAUAUGUUAAUUACAAUUACAUGUACAGUACAGCUUACAGAAUUAUUUUACUUUUUAAACUGGAAGAGUGAGUCUAGUUAUUGUAGAUUUAUAGGUUAAAUAUCAUUAUUGUGUUGAAGAGAAAUGAGCUAGAAUUAAGAUCAGAGUGAUGAUUGUGAUUUAUCUUCAAAAUAUUCUUAUUACUAGCCAAUUAAUUAUAACUGAUCAAUUAAAAAUACAUUAUUCAAGAGCUAAAUCUGCCUAUUGCAGUUCUUUGUUUAGGCCUUAAAUGUUAAUUAUUAAUUAGACAUUUAUUAACAUGACAAGACCAUCAUAAGCCUUGAAUAUACUUGUACCAUGGUUACCAUGAUUGUCAAAACUACAAACAGUGAUAACUUGGCUCAGAAUUAAGUAAUUUGAAUGAAAUUUUCAAUACAUUCAUUUUGAAUUAUCUAUUUGUGAACUAUUGUAGCAAGAAUGGCCAGCGCUUUAGCUGAAUCUUACAUAAUGCCCCUUUAAGGAAUUUGGCUGUGUAGUCUAAUUGAAAAGCUUACUACAGCAAUAAAGACUCAAAAAACUUACUAUGAUAUAUUUACCAUAAUUAUUUUUAAAAAUAAACAUUAUUUUAGUUUGUUAGUAUAUGUAUAUUGUAUAUAUAUAAUAAAUAAGUAUAAUAUAUUCUAUAACCUCUACCCCUAUACCUCUAUAUAUACAUUUCUAUACUUACUACUAAUUAAUAGAUAUAUUUAUAUAUAUAUUAUAUAUAUCACAAUCUAUCAGUUAUGUAUCAUAUGUUACUUUAUGCCUUAUAUUAUGCAGAAUAAUAUUUAAUAAGUUUUACAGUAGAAAUGGCCUAUUAAUUCUUUAAAAGAAAUAUGUAAAAAAUAUUUAUUGAAAUUAAGUUAAUUGAAAGCAUGAAAAAAGGAAAGAUUAGAUUUAUCACUAUGGUCGUGGAAAUUGUUCCUGGAUAAAUGUGACUGAUUUUAUCUUGAUUUUCUCGAUUUAUUAUCAGCCUUUGAUUGAAGCCUCCAAUUUGAUCACCUUUCACCUGCCUCUAUAUCUCAGUAAUUGUGAAUGUUUAACAUAUAAUAAAUAAAAUCACAAAGAUACGAUUGUUGCUUCAUUUCACUUUUAUGUGUACAGAUAAACAACAAUCUUUGUGAUGUUUAUGUUUUUUAAAAUUGUUUAUUGUUUAUAUGUGAUGUUUUUUUGUGGUUGUAUAAAUUGUUUAUUAUUAUAUCUAUGUAUCUAUUGUUGUUAUAUCAUUGUUUUAAUGUGUAAUAUCAACUAUACUAAUAUCUUUAUACACUUGUAUUAUUAUCAUCACUAUACAUAUCUAACAUGUAUAUCAUUUAUUAUGUUAUAUUCAAAAGAGAAAAAUAAAACAUAUAUUUUGAAAAAUA
Messenger RNA from Patella vulgata (common limpet), 12150 nucleotides. RefSeq names its product golgin subfamily A member 4. Gene Ontology annotation, molecular function: actin filament binding. Gene Ontology annotation, biological process: actin filament organization. The record is from RefSeq and is a predicted model, not a curated record. Gene Ontology annotation, cellular component: actin cytoskeleton. The transcript has 25 exons. The coding region runs from base 323 to 8188 and encodes 2621 amino acids. Lineage: Eukaryota; Metazoa; Mollusca; Gastropoda; Patellidae.